This is a messenger RNA of Neltuma alba, 870 nucleotides long. Its product is annotated as probable LRR receptor-like serine/threonine-protein kinase At1g53440. Bases 1 to 870 code for a protein of 289 amino acids. NCBI's taxonomy places the organism in Eukaryota, Viridiplantae, Streptophyta, Magnoliopsida, Fabales, Fabaceae. The transcript is spliced from 3 exons. The record is from RefSeq and is a predicted model, not a curated record. Gene Ontology annotation, molecular function: protein kinase activity.
AUGAGGUGUGCAGAUCCAGUAAGAGACAAUGCUUCAUAUGUAGAUACCGCAUCUUGCCUUGAUGAUUCGAAUACUUAUGCUAUCGCUGGGGACAUAGACCUAGCAAGUUGGUGGCCUGGUUGUCGUGUGAAGGCGGUCUCCCCUGCUUCAUGUUCCCGGACAUGGCCUUCAAAUGUGGACGGUGGCAAUGCUAACACUAAUGACUCAUACAAAGAUAUUCAUAGGCAACUAGCCUUUGGAUUUGAGCUUUCCUGGAUGAAUUUUGUUUGCCAAUCUCAAUGUGUUUCCAAACCUUGCUACUUCAACGCCACAAUCGGAGGCAUUCAGUGCUAUGUUAGCAGCCAUUGUUAUUAUAUCAAUGGAGGAGCUCACUCCUGCGAUACUGGAGUUUUGGUAAGGAUCGGCAUUUAUAUCAAAGGAUUAUACUGGUUAAUUACAUUUCGUCACAUACAUCUUGACAAUGCAAAUGCAAUUAAUAGGGCAAUAGUGGUAGGGUACUUUGGCCUGCCAUCGCUUGUAGUAGCCAGAUUUCUAUUCGGCGCUAUGCUUUUGAUUGCCAUAAUUAUUCAUAGAUGGAGAAGAAGGCAUCUCUCGGUUUAUGAAAAUAUUGAGAACUUUCUGCAAGACAACGAACUCAUGCCCAUAAGGUACUCAUGCAAAGAAAUCAAGAAGAUGACCAAUAAUUUCAAGAUCAAGUUGCGUCAAGGUGGCUUCGGUUCUGUAUACAAAGGGAAGCUGCGUAGUGGACCUUAUGCAGCCAUAGAAGUGUUGGGGACAACCAAAUCUAAUGGGCAAGAGUUUAUCAGCGAAGUAGCAACCAUUGGAAGAAUUCACCACGCGAAUGUGGUUGCUCACCGGGUAUUGUGUUGA